AUGUCGACCUCGACGGCCUGCGUGUUUGUUUUGCUCCUGUGCAUCCUGCCGAUGCACCUCACCGCGGCUUCGGAGUUCUCCUUCCUGGAGCAGGCCCGGGAAGACAUCAAUUGGCUGGUGUCCACUCGGCGGGCCCUACACCGCAUCCCCGAGCUCCUGUAUGACCUCCCCCUGACCAGCGCAGCGGUCAGGGGCUACCUGGACGAGCUGGGCAUCCCACACACGCCAGCGGCCGGGUCCGGGGUGGUGGGCAUGAUCGGCACCGGGGGCCCGCCCUUUGUGGCCCUGCGCGCCGACAUGGACGCCCUGCCCAUCAUCGAGGCCAGCGGGGUGGACUUUGCCUCGGAGCACCCAGGCGCCAUGCACGCCUGCGGCCACGACGCCCACAUGACGAUGCUGCUGGGCGCCGCCCGCCUGCUCAAGGCCGUCGAGCAUCGACUGCCAGGGACCGUGAGACUGGUCUUCCAGCCCGCCGAGGAGGGCGGCGCAGGCGGGGAGCGCAUGGUGCAGGAGGGUGUGUUCCAAGACGUCGGCGCGGCCUUCGGCUUCCACGUCUGGCCCUCCCUGCCUUCCGGCGGCGUGUACUCCCGCCCCGGCUUCUUCAUGGCGGGCGCCAUCCGCUUUGAGCUGGUCGUGCGCGGCCGCGGCGGCCACGCCGCCAUCCCCGAGCUCCUGGCCGACCCCGUCGUGGCCAGCGCGGCGAUCAUCACCGCGCUGCAGACGCUGGUGUCGCGCGAGACCUCGCCCUUUGACUCCGCGGUGCUCUCCAUCCCCAAGCUGGUGGCAGGGCGGGGCAGGGCACAGGCCCACAACGUGGUGCCAAACUCCGUCUUCCUGGGCGGCGUGGUGCGCGCCACCUCAGACGCCGCCAUGCAGCGCCUGCGGGCACGCGUGGCGGAGGUGGUCGCCGCCGUUGCCGCAGCGCAUGGCUGCGUUGCCGAGCUGGACUGGGCCGAGGACGCCACGCCUUACUACCCGCCCACCAUCAACGACCCGGCCCUCCACGCCUUUGCCGACGGCGUGGCGACGGGGCUGCUGGGCGCCGGCGCUGUGGGAGAGUACGAGGGCACCAUGGCCGCGGAGGACUUUUCCUUCAUCGCGCGCGCCGUGCCCGCCACCUUCAUGUUCCUGGGCAUCCGCAACGAGACCCUGGGCUCCGUGCAUGGCCUGCACACCGACCAGUUCAUGAUGGACGAGAGCGUGCUGCCCGUGGGAGCGGCGCUGCACGCCAGCCUGGCGCGGAAGUGGCUGGAAAGGGAGGCAGCGGCCACCGCCCCACCAGUGCAGGACGAGCUCUGA
Messenger RNA from Auxenochlorella protothecoides, 1299 nucleotides. Its product is annotated as IAA-amino acid hydrolase ILR1-like 5. Gene Ontology annotation, biological process: auxin metabolic process. NCBI's taxonomy places the organism in Eukaryota, Viridiplantae, Chlorophyta, Trebouxiophyceae, Chlorellales, Chlorellaceae. Gene Ontology annotation, cellular component: endoplasmic reticulum. The coding region runs from base 1 to 1299 and encodes 432 amino acids. The record is from RefSeq and is a predicted model, not a curated record. Gene Ontology annotation, molecular function: IAA-Ala conjugate hydrolase activity. The transcript has 4 exons.